This is a messenger RNA of Fusarium pseudograminearum CS3096, 702 nucleotides long. RefSeq lists its product as uncharacterized. Bases 1 to 702 code for a protein of 233 amino acids. The record is from RefSeq and is a predicted model, not a curated record. NCBI's taxonomy places the organism in Eukaryota, Fungi, Ascomycota, Sordariomycetes, Hypocreales, Nectriaceae. The transcript is spliced from 2 exons.
AUGUCUCACACCUAUGACCCCGAGCAGCACUACUUAUUCAGAGCUGGAGUCAGUGCCUAUGCUGUGGAUUGGCCUAUUAUCAGCCGCUAUCCAAAGCUUCACAGGGCAUGCCGACGUAAUCAACUCGAUCUUUUCAGGUUCCUGGAUGAGAACCAGGCCUUCUGUUGCAUUCGCAUCAUGAAUAGCCAGGCCUUCGACAUAGGUAACUACAUCCAGCCCGUGGUUGUGUCAGGUGGCGAUCCGCUAGAGAACGCCUGUGAUCUCUUCACAUACCACUUCAAGAUCUACGAGUUCGCUGCUCGUUACGGCAUCUCCAACUUGAAGAGUCUUUCGUUCUACUACCUGAAGUUAGCCGCCGACAAACUUAGUUACUAUGUUCUUGCCGGCACACUUUCCAAGCUGAACUACGCCUUCAGCCCCCAGGAAACCGAGUUCAUCGCUUACAUGCGAGAGAGAUCCCAGAUGCAGAACGAGACUCUCACUCCUCGAGACCACGCGGCCGUCAUGGAUGAUUGGCAAUACAGCAUGACUCUUGAGAACUUUCUUCUCGGCCAGAUCAUCAUGAUGAAGCUGCACAUCCAGAAGCUUGAGGCUGAUGCCGACCCUGGUGUCACAGACGACACCGAAGUCACUGACUACACUAACGACUCCGACGCCUCCGACACCGAACAGGACGACGAGGACAACGGCGAAUCGCAGUAG